AUGGAGUCUGACAGUGCUUUCCAUGCAACUCCCCUGAUCACGUCAACACCCCCAAAGAUCGGUGACUACCCGUCAAAGAAUGACUCAACGUUCAUGCAAAAUCAAAUCUCUAUACAACGGAGUCCUUCAACUGUUAAAGAGCAAGCCUCUGCCCUCUCUCGGAAACUAUCCAUCAAAUCGAAUGACAGUCACGGCAGCAAUGACGCAAACCAAGGCCACCCGGGCAUCACAAAUGUUCUCUCAUCCAUUCCUCAGGCUGAUGAGCAGAUGGACCGUGGACGUGCUCGUGGUGACUCAACUUCCGGCAUUGUCGAGGCUGCGGAAAACUGUACUCUGUCAAAGUCAAACUCCGAUCGAUCUGGCAAAUCUAUCAGUGGUAAGUCUGUACGCUCCAUCCAUGCGGUUGGCACCUGUCCGCUGGGCACUCUUCGCGUCCAUUCUCCCUCGCCAACUCGAGCUCCAUCCGGUGAAACCUAUGAGUGUUUGAAGUCAGGUGAUGUUGUCAUUGUUAGAGACAUUCCUGCAGGAUCUCUCUUUGGCUAUGAUUCGCGGUGCCUGGAAAUUAGUCUGAAGGAGCAGUUUGAGGGUAUCAAGAAUAUUCCGCCAGGAGCACACUUCAUCUGGGGUGGUUCGGGCAUAUCCUCGCUUCGCAGUGGCUUCUGGCUUAUGUCUUCGAAGAAGGCUUCCGACCAAUUUGGUGAAAUCAUUGUGAAGAGAUGGGACAGAUACGGCGAGGUUCUAGAGGAGGAGAUUAGUGCUGCCGAGAUUCGCAUUCAACGAAAGGGCCUUCCCGAGUUCGAGAAUAGACUCCUAUCUUACGACCUGUCCUCUUCUCGUGGCUCGGAAAGUCAAACCACUGCUCACGCUACAGCCACAGGUGAAUGGCAACAACUGACUUCCUGCAUGAAAGGAGCUCUUCUUACUAAAAUCACCGGUCAUGAGUGGAACCACUGGCAAGUCUCUUCUACGCAUGAUAUCAAGUCUGUAGAUCUAUCCGCUGGUAGAGAUGAGGUCCUUGGUUUUAUCUUUCCAAAGGCCGACCGAACCUUCUCAAUGGCUUCUAGAGGUCGGGACCGCACCGAGCAAGCAAUGGAUACAAGCUCCCAUAUCAAGGCGAUUAUCUCAGGUAGCUGCACGUAUGAAGAUUCUGACGAGAUCAUUGGAGAAAUUCAAUUCUGUUAUCUCACAGGCAUGCUUAUCGGAAAUGCGGCAUGCAUGGAACACUGGGCCCACGUUGUCAAGAUCAUGUUCAAGGCAUAUCGUCUCGUGUUGGAGCUUCCCGUCUUCUACUGCAAGUUCAUUCAAGCAGUCCACGCUGAAUUGAUGUUCGAUGAGGCAACAAUGAGUGGUGGCAGCAUCCUCGACUAUGAGCCGGAUCUCCGCAACGAGUUCAAGAUGCUUUUGAUCACUUUCAAAUCGCGUCUGAAUGAGCAACUGCUAGCUCAAGGUUCUGACCUAUCAGAUCAACAAAGUGCUGUGGGCAAAACUUUCGAGGCAUUGGAGUCAUGGCUUUGGAGAUGGGGCUGGGAUCUCCGAGGAAACUACGUUCGUUCCGGCAAAAUCCAACUUGAGGACGGCGAGAUGGUUGAAGCUGAACUCAAGGACUUCGAGGCUGAGGACGAGAGAGGUGAGUUUGCGCCAGCCGUGGUCACGCUGGAUUCAGAGGGAAGAGAAGAAGGUCUCAUAAAGUUUUAG
Messenger RNA from Hyaloscypha bicolor E, 1695 nucleotides. RefSeq lists its product as uncharacterized. Gene Ontology annotation, biological process: spliceosomal tri-snRNP complex assembly. Bases 1 to 1695 code for a protein of 564 amino acids. The record is from RefSeq and is a predicted model, not a curated record. NCBI's taxonomy places the organism in Eukaryota, Fungi, Ascomycota, Leotiomycetes, Helotiales, Hyaloscyphaceae. The transcript is spliced from 5 exons.